GCACCACCUUCCUCUCCGGCUCCAUCCCCAGUGGCGGCGGCCUCAGCGUGCGGCACUGGGCCGCCUCGACCGUGCACCAGCGCAAGCAGCAGACGGCCGUCGCGCAGUUCGACGCGUCCGUGUCCCGCCAGAGGGGCAUCGUCAUGUGCAUGCACAACGCGGCGGUGCCCAUGGGGCUGUCGCUCAUCCGCGACCUGCGCUGCCUGGGCAACCAGGAGCUGGUUCAGGUGUACCACUGCUUCCCGGACGAGAUGUCGGCCAAGAACCGCGAGAUGCUGCUGCGCGCGGACGCGCGGGUGGAGGUCGUGGACGUGUGCUCGGACCUGGUGGGCCGCGGCGUGCUCAAGCGCGAGACAGCCGAGAAGUUCCGCACCUGGUGGCUCAAGCCACUGGCGCUGUACCACACCGACAUUGCGGAGGUGAUGCUCAUGGACGUGGACGACGUGUUCCUGAAGGACCCAGCGGUGCUGAGGACCACGGAGGGCUACCAACGCACGGGCACGACCUUCUUCUACGACCGAGUGCUCUGGAGCAAGGAGUGGUUCAACCAGGACGUCAACAACUCGUCCUACUUGAAGACGCUGCUGAAUGGGUUCAACUAUACGGCCUUUGGACUGAAUGGGGGCGUGCAGAUCCCCGACUACCUGGAGCGCAGCUACGCGUACAAGCGGGAGGCGUCGCAUGAAAUGGACUCGUCGCUCGUGGUCGUGGACAAGUCGAGGUCGGGGAAGGCCAUGGCCGUCAUGUUCUGGCUCAUUACAGUGCAGAGGUUCGAGAGGGAGUUCUCCUAUGGAGACAAGGAGACGUUUUGGAUCGCCUACGCCCUGGCCAAGCAGGAGUACUUCUUCUCCCCAUGGGGCCCGAGUGUUAUCGAGUCGUCCCGGAAUCAGGAUAUGAAGAACCACCCGGACUCGUUAUGCGGGAGUUUGGCGCACUUUAUGCCAGUGAAAGACGACACGCCCGAGCUGCUGUACGUGAAUGGUAAGGCGCUGUUGGACCCCUUCCCUGAGGGCCUUCACAACCGAGGGAAGGCGUCUGCCAACGUGCUAUACAACCCCACGCCGUCUCAUGUGACUCCGCGCCAAAACCGGCGACCGAACGGAGGAACCGCCACCAGCUACCACGGCGAGUUCCCGAUGGAGUGCCUCAUCGGCUUUGGCGCCACCCCAUUGCCCAGCAACUUCGCGCCGCAGCUGCUGCGCAGACGCAUGAACACAAGAAAUAUGUAA
Molecule: messenger RNA, 1229 nt
Organism: Phytophthora sojae
Lineage: Eukaryota; Oomycota; Peronosporomycetes; Peronosporales; Peronosporaceae
Exons: 2
Coding region: 144-1229 (361 amino acids)
Biological process (GO): protein O-linked glycosylation
Cellular component (GO): Golgi apparatus
Molecular function (GO): alpha-1,3-mannosyltransferase activity
Source: RefSeq, a predicted model, not a curated record